UUUGGGGCGAGGAGCGGCGCGGCAGGUCUGCGAGAAUGAGUGAAGUUUGCUGAACUCGUCAGCAAAUGUUGGACGAGGCUGGUGUGAGGACGGGACGGGUGAAACAGGACGGGAGGACGUAACACAGCGAGUCUAUAGAGAUGUGGUGGGUGCUGGGGGUGCUCGCCGCCUUGCUGGCCCUCUUCUGCAGCCUGGAUGUGUGGUACUUCCUGCGUGUGGUGGUGGUGAUUCUGCGAGCCUGGUUCCAGCCGGCCGUAUGGGACGUUACAAGCGAGCAGGUCGUCAAAGGACUCGUCCUUCCUCACGACAUCGACAUGUGUCACAUGAACAAUGCUCGUUACCUCCGGGAGUGCGACUUCGCCCGCUUCUCUCUGUACACCCGUAAUGGCGUAUUCAAGGCCCUCCGAGCCCUGGGAGCUUCCGUGGUGGUAGGGGCCACCACCAUCCGCUACCGCAGGGCCCUGUGCAUUGGCGAGAGCUUUGAGCUGCGGAGUCGCAUCGUCACCUGGGACGAUAAGUCCUUUUUCCUGGAGCAGAGAUUUGUGUCUUCGAAAGACGGGUUGGUGUGCGCUGUGAUGUACUGCAAACAGAGCGUCCUCCACAGCAGCCCGGACAAGAUCAUGCAGCACCUGUGCAAGAGGAAGGUGGAAUGCCCCGAGUUUCCAGAGGACCUUCAGCACUGGGUCAGCUUCAUCUCAGCCAGCAGCCAGGCCCUGAGAGCGGAGAGUGGACUGGAGAAGGACAAGUGAAGCUCAGCAUCACUCCAGCAGUUAUUAGGAUUGGCUUUUUGAAUGCUAACUAUUGUGCUAACCCAGGAUUAACACUGUUUUAGAAAAGGAUUCGUCCUCUGAUCAACAGAAUGUUUUGACUUAAACACAUUUGUACCUACUCCUCGGAUGAUGAACGUUAUUUAGAGGUAAAUUAUGCAUAUAAUGUGAACAUGUGAAAAACAAGUGUACAUUGAUUACAUUAUUCACAUUUUGAGAGCUUAAAAUCAGGAAUGAGCACUGAUGGAUGAACAGAAUAUGGAAAGCAAUGGUGUAAUGUAUAUUUUCAAAUGCUAUUUUGCCAAUAAAAUAUCUUUUGAUGUU
Molecule: messenger RNA, 1091 nt
Organism: Lampris incognitus (smalleye Pacific opah)
Lineage: Eukaryota; Metazoa; Chordata; Actinopteri; Lampriformes; Lampridae
Product: protein THEM6-like
Exons: 3
Coding region: 141-749 (202 amino acids)
Source: RefSeq, a predicted model, not a curated record